UAUCCACUUCCUGUGGACUGCGACGAUGCUGACGCGCUUUGCAUCUCUGCCACUCCCUCCUCUUUCUUUCUCUCUCUCUCCCUUCCUCUUCUUGUUCAGCACCACCACCACAAAACACAUUGCCCAUUUCCAUUUCCAUGGCCACCACCACCACAUUCUCAACACUAUCCCCUGCAUUGCCCCAAAAUUACCCUUCUACCCCUCCGCACCGUUCUCUCUUCCCCUCCCUACCACUGACUUCGAAUUACCAGUCUGCACAUAGAUAUCUCCAUUAUGGAAGGUCUGCCCUUCCUUCAAAUUCCUACUGCCGUAGAACCAUCUGCAAGGCGACGGAGGUGUCGGUGGCCGAAGAGUCUUCGCCGUCCGGUGGUGGCGGCGGUGGAGGAGAGAACUGGGUUCCGGUGGUGCCGUUGGCGGCUUUGCCGAGGGGAGAACGGCGGGUUAUAAUUCAGGACGGCCAGGAAAUACUGUUGCUCUGGUACAAGGACCGGGUUUAUGCUAUUGAGAAUAGGUCCCCUGCUGAGGGUGCUUACACUGAAGGAUUGAUUAAUGCCAAGCUUACCCAGGAUGGUUGUAUAAUUUGCCCGACAACUGAUAGCACAUUUGAUCUCCAGUCAGGAGCAAUAAAGGAAUGGUAUCCAAAAAACCCAGUGCUAAGAGUUCUUACACCUGCCUUGAGGUCACUCUUUGUUUAUCCAGUCAAAACCGAUGAAGAAAAUAUCUAUAUAAGUGUAAAAGGUCUACAAUCUGAUGGAUCUGCUGAGAUUGUCUUUAGUGGUAAAGCUCAACCAGGUGUAACUGCAGCUGAUGUCAAUGUGGAUGAGGUAAGAAUGGUUGUUGAUGAGGAAACAGAAGGGUUUGGUUUUACCGGGAGGAAUGAAAUAAUCAAUGGGAAGGCAGCUGUAAUUGGCUUCCUGGUAUUGAUAGAUUUCGAACUUCUGACUGGUAAAGGUAUUCUUAAGGGCACUGGCUUCUUGGACUUCCUUUAUUCUGUUUCAAAUGCCUUUAAAUAGAGAUUUACACUGUUUUUGCAGCAUAAAAUAAUUUACUUGGUAGACUUGUCACAAACAGAAGAAUAAUUACUAUAGUAGAAGGAAGAUAGAUGCUUUGUUUAGUCUCUAAUUUAUACUUGAAAUUGGUUUGGAUAAUGUUUUAUAUGAUGCAUGUAAAUUGUGCAGAAAUGAGAUUUAUGUGGAUUCUUCUUUUUGUUUCA
Messenger RNA from Ziziphus jujuba (common jujube), 1213 nucleotides. RefSeq lists its product as uncharacterized. NCBI's taxonomy places the organism in Eukaryota, Viridiplantae, Streptophyta, Magnoliopsida, Rosales, Rhamnaceae. The record is from RefSeq and is a predicted model, not a curated record. Gene Ontology annotation, molecular function: nitrite reductase [NAD(P)H] activity; 2 iron, 2 sulfur cluster binding. The transcript is spliced from 3 exons. The coding region runs from base 138 to 1013 and encodes 291 amino acids.